Messenger RNA from Anopheles aquasalis, 401 nucleotides. RefSeq names its product peritrophin-1-like. NCBI's taxonomy places the organism in Eukaryota, Metazoa, Arthropoda, Insecta, Diptera, Culicidae. Gene Ontology annotation, molecular function: chitin binding. The record is from RefSeq and is a predicted model, not a curated record. Gene Ontology annotation, cellular component: extracellular region.
GGUGCACCGUGACGAUACCGCUGCUGUCGCUGCUAGUUCUUGGUCUGCUCGUCUGGGGGAUGGAUCGUACCGCGAUCGCACAACAGCUGCCGGAACUGGACUGCACGAAUCCGGACAACACGGGCAUCUUUCUGCCACAUCCCGAGUCGUGCCAGAAGUAUCUACUCUGCUGGCAGGGUGGACUGAUCGAGGGAAGUUGCCCACUCGGGCUGUACUUCGAUCUAGAGAGGCAAGUGUGCGAGUCCGAGGCACGGGUGCGCUGCGCACAGGAUGGCAUUUCGGGGACCAUCGGUCCCGUGAAACCUUAGGAGCAGUGUCGACCGGAAAGUAGUGUAAAGUUCCCAUGAUUAUCACUAACUGUGCGUGCGUGGGUGCGUGUGAAUGUGCUAGUCACGCCAAGA